This is a messenger RNA of Trypanosoma cruzi, 1179 nucleotides long. Its product is annotated as actin 2, putative. The record is from RefSeq and is a predicted model, not a curated record. Lineage: Eukaryota; Euglenozoa; Kinetoplastea; Trypanosomatida; Trypanosomatidae. The transcript has a single exon. The coding region runs from base 1 to 1179 and encodes 392 amino acids.
AUGGAGGCAACGCUGUGGGAUGAAGAGCCGGCGGUGGUUCUUGACAAUGGUAGCGGAAACAUUAAGUGCGGUUUUGCUGGUGAAGAGAUUCCUCGAUGCGUAUUCCCGAGUGUUACAGGAGUCUCAAUGAAUGCCAGGAGCAGCGGCAGCAGCAGCAGUCAGCGUGUGUAUGUGGGAGACGAAGCCCUGCAGGAGAAGGGUCUGCGUUACUUCUAUCCAAUGGAACACGGCAUUGUUUUUGACUGGGAUCAAAUGGAGCGUGUUUGGCGGCAUGCGUAUGAGCAGCUACGUGUGCCGCCUGAGCGCCAGGCUGUGCUUUUGACCGAGGCACCACUGAACCCGAUUAGCAACCGUGAGAAGAUGGCGGAGACUCUUUUUGAGUCCUUUGGCGUGCCAGCGCUUCACGUGCAAAUUCAGGCCGUGCUCACACUUUAUUCUUCUGGCCGCACCGACGGGCUUGUGUUGGACAGCGGUGACGGUGUAACGCAUCUUGUCCCCGUAUUUGAAGGGCAGACGAUGCCGCAAUCAGUGCGCCGGCUGGAGCUUGCUGGCCGUGAUUUGACGGAGUGGAUGAUGGAGCUGCUCAGCGAUGAGCUUGACCGUCCAUUCACUACAUCUGCCGAUCGCGAGAUUGCACGGCGCGUGAAGGAGAGCCUCUGCUAUAUACCGUUGUUUUUUGAAGAAGAACUACAGGCGGCGGAAGAGGAUGGCAUUAACGAGGACGUGAAAGGAAAAGAACCCUUCACACUGCCGGAUGGUGAGGUGAUUCACGUUGGGCGCGCGCGGUUCUGCUGCCCUGAGAUUCUUUUCAACCCGGCAUUGGCUGAGAAGCCGUACGACGGCAUUCAACACGCUGUAAUUAAUUGUGUGAACUCCUGCCCUAUCGAUCUUCGCCGGCAGCUACUUGGCAGUAUUGUCUUGUCCGGCGGCAACACGAUGUUCAAGGGAAUGCAGCAGCGUCUGCAGUCGGAGCUAGCAGCCCUAGCAAAUAAGCGUGCCGCUGAAGACGUCCGCGUGGUCGCUGCGAGUGAACGGAAGUUUAGUGUGUGGAUAGGUGCAGCCAUUCUUGCCAGCUUGACAUCCUUCGCCUCGGAGUGGAUCACAAGGACGGAGUACGCAGAGCAGGGAGCUGCUGUCCUCCACAAGCGGUGCGACUCCCUCAGUUUUGUCUCCAAGUAG